CAACAGCUCAUCAAAACAAGAAACUUCUCUCUAGUGCUUCUCCAUUUUCAUCCUUCAUUUCCCCUUCCAAAAUACACUUUUGCUUGCAAGAUCUUUCCCUCACCCAUGGCUCAUAAAGUAGAUCUGCUUUUACUGAUCUUAUUUCUAGUCUGGUGCUGUAACACCUCCUCUAGUACCAGUCCCGAGGCCGAAAUUCUCAUCAAGUUCAAGAGCUCUCUUUCACACAACCCUGCCUUGGACAAUUGGAACGUGUCCAUCAACAUCUGUGACGAUGAUGCAAAAACUAAAGGUUUCUGGACUGGUGUGACUUGUAAAGAUGGAGCUCUGUUUGGGUUACGGCUAGAGAACAUGAGCUUAAGUGGGUUUAUCGACAUAGACGUGCUCAUGAACUUGACAUCUCUAAGAAGCUUAAGCUUCAUGAACAAUAGCUUUCAUGGUUCGAUGCCUCCUGUUAGGAAACUGGGAGCAUUAAGAGCUUUAUAUCUUGCAUACAACAAAUUCUCUGGUACAAUACCUGAUGAUGCUUUUCAAGAUAUGAGGUCUCUGAAAACGGUGCGUUUAGAAGAGAAUGCGUUCAAAGGAGGAAUUCCAAGUUCCCUUUCUAGUUUGCCAGCAUUAGUGGAAUUAAGCCUUGAAGGGAAUAGAUUUGAAGGCAGAAUCCCUGAUUUUAUACCAAGGGAUUGGAAGUUGUUUGAUUUGUCCAAUAACCAAUUGGAGGGUUCAAUCCCUUCUGGCUUAGCCAAUAUCGACCCCAUUGCUUUUGCAGGGAAUAACGAGUUAUGUGGAAAACCACUUAGCCGAUGCAAAUCUCCAAAGAAGUGGUACAUCCUCAUAGGAGUCACCGUCGGAAUCAUCUUCUUAGCGAUCGCUGUCAUUUCCCAUCGCUACCGCCGCCGCAAGGCUUUACUAUUAGCAGCGGAAGAAGCCCACAACAAAUUGGGCCUGUCAAAGGUCCAAUAUCAAGAACAAACAGAAGAAAACGCGAAGCUCCAAUUUGUUCGGGCCGACAGGCCCAUAUUUGACUUAGAGGAGCUGUUGACGGCCCCAGCAGAAGUAUUGGGCGGUGGAAGUUUUGGGUCAUCUUAUAAGGCCCUACUUUCAAAUGGGCCUCCGGUGAUUGUGAAAAGGCUUCGGCCCAUGAGAUGUGUUGGGUUCGAGGAGUUUCAUGAGCAUAUGAAAAAACUUGGCUCAAUUUCACAUACUAAUUUGCUUCCUCCUCUGGCUUUCUAUUAUAGAAAUGAAGAUAAGCUUCUGAUUUCGGAGUUCGUGGGGAAUGGGAACUUAGCUGAUCAUCUUCAUGGCCAAGCUCAGCGUACGCCUGGAAAUAUUGGGCUGGACUGGCCAACGCGGUUACGGAUCAUAAAAGGAGUGGGGCGAGGGCUGGCCCAUUUACAUAGAGCAUUACCGAGCCUGAGCCUACCACACGGCCACUUAAAAUCCUCCAACAUUCUUCUUAACAGCAACUACGAGCCUCUAUUAACCGACUUCGGCCUGGAUCCUCUAGUUUGCCAUGACCAAGGCCAUCAAUUCAUGGCAGCCUACAAGUCGCCGGAGUACAUCCGGCACCGCCGAGUCUCCAGAAAGACCGACGUGUGGAGCCUCGGAAUUCUGAUCCUGGAGCUUCUGACAGGGAAGUUUCCGGCGAACUAUCUGAGGCAGGGAGGAGGUACGGGGAACGGAGACCUGGCGGCGUGGGUGAAGUCGGCGGUGAGGGAGGAGUGGACGGCGGAGGUAUUCGAUGGGGAUAUGAUGAAGGGAACGAAGAACGAAGACGGGGAAAUGGUGCGUUUGUUAAGGAUAGGAAUGAAUUGCAGUGAAGAGGAGGAAGAUCAACGGUGGGGAUUGAAGGAGGCGGUGGAGAAGAUUGAGGAAUUGAAGGAGACAGAAAUUUCUACUGAUGAUGAAUUUUAUUCGUCUUAUGGUAGUGAAGUUGAAGUUAGAUCUGUAGGGAGAGAAUAGGGUUUUUUUUUUUAAAGAUAUUUGAAAUAUUUUGCUUAUCUUUUCCACGUUAUUUUAUUUUUAAAUCUCUAAA
This is a messenger RNA of Cucumis sativus (cucumber), 2032 nucleotides long. RefSeq names its product pollen receptor-like kinase 2. The coding region runs from base 106 to 1959 and encodes 617 amino acids. The transcript has 3 exons. The record is from RefSeq and is a predicted model, not a curated record. Gene Ontology annotation, biological process: protein phosphorylation. Gene Ontology annotation, molecular function: protein binding; protein kinase activity; ATP binding. NCBI's taxonomy places the organism in Eukaryota, Viridiplantae, Streptophyta, Magnoliopsida, Cucurbitales, Cucurbitaceae.